CGCUACAUUCUGCCUACACGUUGCUUUAGGAUGGCAGGCAAUGCUUUGAAAAGACUCAUGGCAGAGUACAAACUCGCUAUAAUUUUGUUGGACUAGCUUAAAACAAGCCAUGUCAUGUGUACAUUUUGGAGGACCAACUGAACAUCUUUAGUUGUAUGACCUCUAUUAUCUAACUGGUGCCCCAUUAAGUCAAAUUGUAGUCCUCACAACCGUCUUUCACUCUAAACAAGCGAAGAUGUAAUCUUGGUUUUUGUGCCUUUAUUAUUAUUAUUGUCGAAAGCUGGUUCUCAACUCUCUUAUAUAAAAGAGGUGGAUCAUAAUUGAUCCACCUUACACAUAUCUUAGGCAUAUACUGUGCGCUUCUGAAGCAAGCUUUUCAUAAAUCUGUCUUAGUGGCUCUCAAUCGCUGUAAUUGCUUCUAAUUGCUCUAUUCACUACCCAAAUGUAGCAUGUGAAGAACAUGAGUUGCUGGUCGUCAAUAAUAAUUACCUAUAAACAUGUCUAAUCUUUUACAUUUCGUGAAGUACGUCCUCAAAAAAAAUCGGUAAUGCUUAUUCUCCACCCCAUAUAUUGUUGUUACCAACUUGUUUUGUCCGAAUCAGACAUAUGUUCGAUAUUGUGUAGGACUAACUGUGCGAUUUGAUAGGUGUUGUGAAAGUUUAAGUCGGUAUCAUCAUGUAAAUGAAAUUCUCUCUUAAAAAGUAGAUACGAAUAUACAUUUAAAAUGAUCUCGUAUGAUGAAGUCUGUGAAACAUCAAGUUAGUGGUUAAAUUACUGUUAUUUUAGCCCAUAUAUUUCAGGUUUGCAACAUAUGUCACCUACUUCGACUUAGGCAGCCCAUUAGUGUCAAUAAUCACGCCUGAAAUGUGACUCAAAACUUAAUAAAUAAACAUAUACUUGGUAAAUUAAUUACAUCAUAUUAUCUCACGUUCUGAUUUAUAUUACUCGCUCCUCCGUUUUAGAAUUAACAGUCAAUCCACCAGAGGGGAUUGUUGCUGGACCAGUGGAUGAAAGGAAUUUUUUUGAGUGGGAAGCAUUAAUUGCUGGACCAGAGGGUACUCCAUUUGAAGGUGGUGUUUUUGCUGUACGUUUGAACUUCCCAUCCGAUUACCCUUUGUCUCCACCAAAAAUGCAAUUUCUAACUGAAGUGUUCCAUCCAAAUAUCUAUCCAGAUGGACGCGUGUGCAUUUCCAUACUUCAUGCUCCUGGUGAUGAUCCAAUGGGUUAUGAAAGUUCCGUUGAACGUUGGAGUCCAGUUCAAUCAGUCGAAAAAAUUUUAUUAUCUGUUGUUAGUAUGCUUGCAGAACCGAAUGAUGAGAGUGCGGCUAAUGUGGAUGCAGCAAAAACAUGGCGUGAAGAUAAAGCGCGUUUCAAUAGUCUAGCACUUCGAAGUGUACGUAUUAGUUUGGGUAUUUCGGCGGAAUAAGAUAUUAUCAGAAAAUAGAAGGAAAACAACAAUGAAACAAUAGAAACUAAGCGUGUCUUUCGACUUUUUUAAAAAAAUUUAUCUUUCAUUUUGUUAUGUAGUUCCUUCAAAACAAUUCUUAUUGUGUUAUUAUCACUUCAAUUUUUAUUGUUGUUGUUAUUAGUAUCUUUUUGUUUUCUGAUCGAGUCAAUCAUGAACGAUCUUAUGACUUUUAUGAUUUUGCUUUAAUAACUGUUUAUUGUGUAAGCUCCUUCUUCAGAGAAUGAAAAAUAAUAAGAAGUUGACUAUUUUUGGUGUGAUCGAAAUUAAGAUUUGCCUGAUGAUGUCAUGUCAUGUCAUUAACAGACAUGACAAUUUGGCCAAAAUGGUUUUUUGUCUGAGACUUAUUUGUAUCUGUUGUUGGGUUUGUCAAAUGCAAUUAUUAUAAUCUGGAAGAAUGA
This is a messenger RNA of Schistosoma bovis, 1866 nucleotides long. The record is from the annotation of a GenBank genome assembly. NCBI's taxonomy places the organism in Eukaryota, Metazoa, Platyhelminthes, Trematoda, Strigeidida, Schistosomatidae.